CGAAUGAAACACAUUUAAAAAAAUUUCCCAUACUGAUGGAAUAUUCAAUUCUUGAUGAAAAAUAUUUUUUAUUUACAGUUAUAUAUUUAUAUGUAUCAUUGUUGUUAAUAAUAACUAUAUUUGUAGCAACGGAAUCAUUAAUGAUUUUGUGGCUACAACAUGCUGCCAGCUUAUGUGAGAUUAUAAGUUUCUUUAUACAAAAUGCUACUCUAAAGAGUUCUAAAGAUCAUUUUGAUAAUAAUAUAAAAAGGUAUAUAAUAAAAGCUGUAAUUAUACAUAGAAGAGUGAUACAAUUUUUACAAGAUAUUCGUGAUUAUAAUGCAAUAACGUAUUGCGUUCUCCUUAUACUCGCUAUCACAUCCUUGGGCAUUAAUUUCUUUCGUUUAUCACAAUCCAUUCUUGUGCUAACUAAAAUCGAAGAAACAAUUAUCAGUCUUAUGUGUAUUAUUUGCGAAUUGUCAUAUAUGUAUUACAUGAACUAUAUAUGUCAGCUAGUAUUGGAUUGUUUUAAUAAUCUUAACAUAACUAUAUUUCACACGAAUUGGUAUAAAAUGUCUGUUCCCAUCCAAAAAUUGAUUUUAAACAUUAUGUUAAAUUGCAACAAACCACUGUUACUUACUUUCCUCAGUGUUUAUUGUCCAACAAUGGAAGGUUUUGCAUCGGUAUCUUCACCAUUAUUUUAUAAUCAAUAUUUUUUAUUGUCUUAAUAAUAUAUAUUUUAUCGACACUUAUCUUUUAGUUAUUAAAAAUGUCAUUAUCUUAUUUCAUGAUGAUAUCAUCUA
This is a messenger RNA of Apis florea (little honeybee), 782 nucleotides long. RefSeq lists its product as uncharacterized. Gene Ontology annotation, cellular component: plasma membrane. Lineage: Eukaryota; Metazoa; Arthropoda; Insecta; Hymenoptera; Apidae. The record is from RefSeq and is a predicted model, not a curated record. Gene Ontology annotation, molecular function: odorant binding; olfactory receptor activity. Gene Ontology annotation, biological process: sensory perception of smell; detection of chemical stimulus involved in sensory perception of smell.